Eufriesea mexicana is the source of this 2565-nucleotide messenger RNA. RefSeq names its product WD repeat-containing protein 66. Bases 1 to 2565 code for a protein of 854 amino acids. Gene Ontology annotation, cellular component: motile cilium. The transcript is spliced from 16 exons. The record is from RefSeq and is a predicted model, not a curated record. Gene Ontology annotation, molecular function: protein binding. Lineage: Eukaryota; Metazoa; Arthropoda; Insecta; Hymenoptera; Apidae.
AUGUCUGCAGAUUUCGAGGACGAUUGUGUGAUUGUUGUUUGGGAUACUGAAACUGGAGUUCCAGUUUCUACUUUAUUCAGCCCACACGGUAACCAAGAAAUGACCGUAGCCAAAAUUAGUCCAAAUGCCAAAUACAUAGUAACUGUUGGGAAUGAACUUCACCAAAAGGUUCAAUUGUGGUUGUGGACAUACGGAAAAGAGAAACCUAAUGCUACUGUAGAGAUAACUGAAUUCCUUUCGGAUAGAAUAAAGAAAAUCGCUUUCAAUGACGAUAUUUCUGAAGAAUUUAUUUUGACUGCUGAUUACAAUGUUGCAUUUUUUAAAUGGGAAGAAGAUGAAUUAAAAUAUCACAUACCAAAAAUAUUGGGCAACAUACGACGAUAUGGAAUCUUUACUUGUUCUUGUUACAUAUCGAGAACGCAGAGAGUAUUAACAGCAACAACAAAUGGAUAUGUUUUGGUAUGGGAUGUUCCUGCUAAGAAAGGAUACAAACCGAAUAAGACUAAUAGUCAGGAUGCAAUUAACAACAAGGAAAAAAGACACAUUAAAUCUGUACAGUUAACGAAAAGCAAUAUUAUGGUGGUAUUACAUCACGAUAGAAUGAUAUUGACGGGGACUGCAGAGGGACGGAUUAGUUUUUAUGACUGCAAUUUAAAGAUACUUUAUUGGUGUAAACACGAACUUUUAGAUUCUAUUCGGUCAAUAAGUUUCGAUCUCGAAUCUGCGUUAUUAGGUCCCGUGGCUACAGUCAGUGAGUCCGAAAUUGACACCGAUGAAGAAGAUGAUUUGGAAUACGAAGGAGAAAUUGAAGAAUAUCCGGAAACCAAGUUAGAAGACACUUGCGUCGAAAAAAUGAAAUAUAUAGAAAAGAUAGAAUCGAUGAAGUAUUGUAGCGAGGUUUCAUUAAUGACAACUAUACAUUUAGAAAAAACCAUCAAGGAUUAUGGUAAGAAACAGAAAUCGUUCAAAGAAAAACUUCACGUGCCUACCGAUGCCACUAUUGAAAAUGCUCCGUUUUAUGUCAAAAAUUUCAUUGUCAUGACUGGAAACGUGCAAGGUUUUAUCUGUUUAUACGAUUAUGAGAAACGUAGACCUAUCUUACGCAGGAAGACUCCAGCUCUUCCAGAUUUCAGUGUAUUAGUGGAGGAACAAGUUAAGUGUGGAAAUAUAGUUUAUAUCACCUGUCCACAGAGCCACGAAAAACUGGUUGCCGUUACGAUAAUAAAAUAUUCGCCAAUGGCUGACUUACUUGUAUGUGGCCUUGAAAAUGGAAUACUUUGGAUGCUGCAUCCUAUCACUCUGGAGCCUAUUGAUCCAAAUCCUUACAAACAUUCGACAGAAUCGAUACUUCAAUUGGCUUUUACAGAGUGUGAAGAAUACAUGGCUUAUGCAGAUAACACAUUGGUAGUAGCAGUAUUUAGUAAAAAUCAUGAUAAUUCGAGUGGUUCUCAUCUAUGGAAUUUCAUUGGAAAAUAUCGUUCUCACUAUGCAACGAUAAGAGAAAUACUUUUUGGACCAGCCACCACUGAAAGUGUCGUAUAUCGAUUAUUUUCUAUGGGAGAAGAUCGGAAUUUAAUUGAGUAUGACCUUAAAAAUAGUGGACCAUAUCCUUUUCCUGGCUUAAAGAUAAUUGGCACUUACAAAAUUGAAUGUGAUGCUAUUCCUCUUUGUCUUACCUGGUAUCCUCAAUUAGGUGUUGAAGGAUUUCUUAUGUAUUCUAACAGCGAAUACAAAUACAGAUUGUUAAAUGAUAUAACGAAAACGAUCCGAGGUACAUUUUUGGGACCGCUUUAUGGUGCACCAGUUAAACAUAUGAAAGUACUAUCUGGCAAAGAAUAUAAAGGUGGUAAAUAUAUGAUAUUUGCAACUAAUAAAGAAAUAGGUAUCCAAAUGCUUCCUUUUGAUGGAAAUCCUUACAAGAGUUUAGGAAUGAUAGGACACCCACGUAAGAUCACUGACAUCUGCAUUAGCUAUGACGGAAACCUCUUAUUUACUUCCGGUUACAAUGAUUCAUGUAUACUAAUAUGGAAAAUAAAAAGCAGGUCUGUUGAAGUAUUAGCCCACUUGGGUGGUAGAGGAAUCGCGCCAUAUUAUUGCUUAUUAGAGGGUGGAAGGAACGGUUGGCUUAUCAAUGAAAUGAAAGAUAUGUUUUAUUAUGCUCAAAUCUUGCAUCAGGGUGAGAAUAUGACAGGUCCCAGAGUAUUAUCUGAGACAGUGAGCACCAAGGAAAUACCAAACCUCAUGCGCGCUGUUGGAUACUACCCUAGCAACGAAGAAAUAGAAAUUCUUAUGGGUGAGAUCUCGUAUAAAAAUUAUGCUGAGACCGGUUACUUGGUCGAAGAAAUCAAAUUCGAAGAUUUCGUGAAGCUUUAUUUAAAUCAUCGUCCGGCUUUUGGGAUAUCUCUGCAAGAAAUAAAAGAUGCCUUUCGAUUCUUUACGAACCCAGAUCAAAUUCCAGUCUUAGACGUGGAAAAUCCAGCCCUAUCUCGAGACCAGUUUAUGAGAAUAUUAUUUGGGGAAGGUCCACAUACGUUUUUGAUGCAAGAUGGUAUACCAUUUGGUUAG